Molecule: messenger RNA, 5857 nt
Organism: Gopherus flavomarginatus (Mexican gopher tortoise)
Lineage: Eukaryota; Metazoa; Chordata; Testudines; Testudinidae
Exons: 30
Coding region: 501-5855 (1784 amino acids)
Biological process (GO): transmembrane transport
Cellular component (GO): proteasome core complex; membrane
Molecular function (GO): ATP hydrolysis activity; ATP binding; ABC-type oligopeptide transporter activity
Source: RefSeq, a predicted model, not a curated record
UCACUUUCACUUUCGGGAAGCCGCCUCCUUUCCCAGAAGCGGAUCCGGGCAGCCGGGGACUUCCCAGGGCGGGCGGCGAACCGGGGUCCAGACCCGCCUCUCUCCGCCUCCGACCCCCAGUUCGCGGCUCCUCGCCCAGGCCGGGAGUUGCGGGCGGCGCGUUUCCACGGGGCAGCUGCGGAGCCGGACCAGGACUUGCCCCCGGCGCCUGGGAUCCGCUAGCCCCGGAGCAGCCGCAUCCAGACCCCGGCCCGCACCGGGAAAGGGGGAGACCCCAAGCGGAGUGGAACUGGAUCGGCAGGACAGGUUCUGCGGUCACUCCGGCGCGGCUCUGAGCGCAGUGACCCGAGCGGCCGCCAGAGGGCGCCCCCGGCGGGGACCGGCCGCACCGGGUCUAGGAGACUUAGACACUCGCUGCUGAGCGCUGCAGGGACCAGCCACAGCUGGGACUAGGAGAUUUAGACACUCACUGCUGAGCGCUGCAGGGACCGGCCCCUGGCAUGAAGCUGGCCGUGGCCUGGGUCUCCCUGCCCCUGGCAAUGCUGCUGGAUUUCCUCACCCUGCGCCUGGCCCUGCUGCUCUGUCCCCCGCUGCAGGCCUGGGACCCCCUGGCGCUGGCCUGGGGGGUGGCGCUGGUGCGAUGGGCAUUGCUGAGCCUGAGCGCCCAGGCUGCCUGCGGCAGGGGGCAGGGCCUGCCCGGGGGGCUACGGGACGCGCUGCUGCCCCUGGCUGCCCUGCUCAGCCUGCUGCUGCCCAGCUAUGUGACCCUGCAGGCGCUGGCCCAGCCCCGGGCACCCCCCUCGGAGCUGCUGCACGGCUGGGGCCGAGGGGAUGUCUUCGGCCUGACCUACGGCGUGGCGGGGCUGGUGGCCGUGCUCUGGCACCAGCUGUUCCCUGCCGGCAAGGGGGAUCUGAGGCCCUCGGCCUCGCUGGGCCGUCUGCUGGCCUGCAUGAGGCCGGACCUGCUGCGCUUCGUGGCCAUCGCGGGGUUCCUGGUGCUGUCCUCACUUGGGGAGAUGGCGAUCCCCUACUACACGGGGCGCAUGACCGACUGGAUUGUGAGCGAGAACGACCCCUCGGCCUUCGUCCGGGCCAUCUGGGCCAUGUCCCUCAUCACCGUGGGCAGCGCAGUGACAGAGUUCGUGUCCGACUGUCUCUAUAACGGCACCAUGAACCGGAUCCACAUGCGAAUCCAGAGCCGGGUCUUCAGCUCCGUCCUGCACCAGGAGAUCGGCUUCUUCCAUGCCAACCGCACCGGGGACAUCACGUCGCGGGUGACGGCCGACACGGACGCUGUGAGCGAGGCGCUGAGCGAGAAGCUGAACCUGCUGAUGUGGUACGGGAUGCGGGGAGUCUUCCUCUUCGGCCUCAUGGUGCAGGUGUCGCUGCGGCUGGCGCUCUUCACCGCCGUGGGGCUGCCCCUCGUCCUGCUGGUUCCCAAGCUCUCCGGGAAAUUCCACCAGAGCCUGGCGCAGCGGGUGCAGGAGUCCCUGGCCAAGGCCAAUGAGGUGGCAGUGGAGACCUUCCAGGCCAUGGCCACGGUGCGCAGCUUUGCCAACGAGGAGGGGGCCGCCCGGCGCUAUGGGCAGCGGCUGCAGGAGACCUACCGGCUCAACAAGCAGGAGGCAGCCGCCUACGCCGCCUCCAUGUGGACCAACAGCCUGUCGGGGCUGGCGCUGAAGGUGGGGAUCCUGUACUAUGGGGGGCGACUGGUCACCGCCGGGGCCGUCAGCACCGGGGACCUGGUCACCUUCGUCCUCUACGAGAUGCAGUUCACCACGGCCGUGGAGGUGCUGCUCUCCAUCUACCCCAGCGUGCAGAAGGCCGUGGGCUCCUCAGAGAAGAUCUUUGAGUACAUGGAGCGGACGCCCCAGAUCAGCCCCCCUGGGACGCUGGCCCCCCCCAGCCUGCGUGGGCACCUCCAGGUGCAGGACGUCUGGUUCUCCUACCCCGGCCGGGAUGAUGCCCCUGUGCUCAAGGGGGUGUCUCUGGAGCUGCGCCCCGGGGAGGUGACGGCGCUGGUUGGCCCAUCGGGCGCGGGGAAGACGUCGCUGGUGGCCCUGCUGGAGCGUUUCUACGAGCCCCAGUGCGGGCGCCUGCUGCUGGACGGGCGGGACCUGCGGGAGUACGAGCAUCAUUACCUGCACAGCAAGGUGGCGCUGGUGAGCCAGAAGCCGGUGCUGUUCGCCCGCUCACUGCACGAGAACAUCGCCUACGGGCUGGGGGGGCGCAGCCGCCAGGAGGUGACGGGGGCUGCCCGGCGCGCCAACGCCCACGGCUUCAUCGCCCGGCUGAGCCAUGGCUACGACACAGAUGUUGGGGAGAUGGGGGGGCAGAUCUCGGGGGGGCAGAGGCAGGGGGUGGCCAUUGCCCGAGCCCUGCUCCGAAACCCCCGAGUGCUGAUCCUGGACGACGCCACCAGCGCCUUGGACACGGAGAGUCAGCUGUGGGUGGAGAAGGAGAUUUACGAGGGGGCCCGGGCCGGGCGCGCGGUGCUGCUCAUCGCCCAUCGCCUGAGCGCCGUGGAGCGAGCCGACCGCAUCCUGGUGCUGGAGGAGGGGGAGAUCCGGGAGCAGGGCACCCACCAGGAGCUGCUGGCGUGUCGGGGCAGCUACUGGCGCCUGGCGCAGAAACAGCUCAACGGGGACGCGGGGGGCGGCUCCGAGGGUGGGCUGGGGGCUGGGGGGCCAGCAGGCGGGAGGCGCAGCGAGGCGAUGGCGCUGGUCGAGGUGUGCGGGCCCCCCCGCGGGGGCUGGGACUGGGCCCCCCCCGGAGCCGCCGCUGCGCCCCGGGGAUCCGAUCACUACAGCUUCGGCCUGCGGGCGCCCGAGCUGGCCCUGCCGAGGGGGGAGCAGCCGGCCCAGUUCCUGCAGACCUACUCCGAGGAGGGCCGGGACCGGGUGCGGAUCCAGCUGGCCCACGGCACCACCACCCUGGCCUUCAAAUUCCAGCACGGGGUCGUCGUGGCUGUUGACUCCCGGGCAUCGGCUGGCAGCUACAUUGCCACCCUGGAGGCCAACAAGGUGAUCGAGAUCAACCCCUACCUGCUGGGCACCAUGUCGGGCAGCGCCGCCGACUGCCAGUACUGGGAGCGGCUCCUCGCCAAGCACUGCAGGCUGUACCAGCUGCGGAACAAGGAGCGGAUCAGCGUCUCAGCCGCCUCCAAGCUGCUGUCAAACAUGAUGUGCGAGUAUCGGGGCAUGGGGCUGUCCAUGGGCAGCAUGAUCUGCGGCUGGGACAAGAAGGGCCCCGGCCUGUACUACGUGGACGAUAAUGGCACCCGUCUCUCCGGCCCCAUGUUCUCCACGGGCUGCGGGAACAGCUACGCCUACGGGGUGAUGGACAGCGGGUACCGGCCCGACCUCAGCGUGGAGCAGGCCUACGACCUGGGGCGCCGCGCCAUCGCCCAGGCCACCCACCGCGACGCCUACUCCGGGGGCGUCGUCAACAUGUAUCACAUGAAGGAGGAUGGAUGGAUCAAGGUGGAGAAGACCGACGUCAGCCAAUUGAUCCACAAGUACCUGGAGGCCAGGAAGUUGGCCCCGGCCCCUCUGCUGGAGGCGGCAGCAGCAGCGGGCGGGGCCCGGCCCGGCCCGGGAAUCCCCCGAAAGCGAAACCGGGCGGGCUCGGCGGGGUCCGGGGGCUGCCGCCCCGCGAGAAGGACCCGGAGCCGGAGCCGGAGCCGGAGCUGGAGCCGCAGACUGUCUUCCACCAUGCCGCUGCCCCUCACCCUGCGUCUGGGCUGUCCCCUGCUGCUCUGCGACCUGGCCCUGCUGGCCCUGCUGGGCUGGGGCGUCCCCUCGCUGGCCCCCCUGGGGCUGCCGGCCACCUGGCUGGAAGCUGCUGUGCGUUUCCUGGGGCUCUGGGGAGCCUGGGGGCUGCUGGCCCCGGAUCAGCCCCACCUGUCCCUCCCCAGGGCCCUGGCUGCCCUGUGCCUGCUGCCCCCCCUGUACCUCACCCUGCGGAGCUGCCUGCCCCUGCCCGACGUGCCCCCUGCCCUGCUGGCCGGUGCCCCCUGGGCCUGGCUGCUGCUGAGCUAUGGGGCAGUGGGGCUGGCCCAGCUCACCUGGGGGGCCCUGGGGCAGGGAGAUAGGGCCGGGGGGCCCGGCGCAGAGGACACGGAGUGGGAGUCCAGGGCCACCCUGCGCCGGCUGGUGGGGCUAUCCCGGCCCGACGUGCCCUUCCUGUCCGGGGCCUUCGUCUUCCUCGCUAUAGCUGUGAUUGGUGAGACGUUCAUCCCCUACUACACGGGACGUGUCAUCGACAUCCUGGGCAGUGCCUAUGACCCCAACGCCUUCGCCACCGCCAUCGUCCUCAUGUCCCUGGCCUCCUUUGGCAGCUCCCUGGCCGCCGGCUGCCGUGGGGGGCUCUUCAUGUUCACGUUCUCCCGGCUCAACAUCCGCACCCGGUGCCAGCUCUUCUCCUCCCUGGUGCGCCAGGACCUGGCCUUCUUCCAGCAGGUCAAAACAGGGGACCUGACCUCGCGCCUCUCCAAGGACAUCACCAUGAUGAGCCGCUCGGUGCCGGCCAACGCCAACAUCUUCCUGCGCAGCCUGGUGAAGGCGCUGGGGCUGUACGGCUUCAUGCUGGGGCUGUCCUGGCGCCUGACGCUGCUCACGCUGCUCGAGACCCCCCUCACCAUGGCCGCCCAGAACCUCUACAAUGCCCGACACAAGGCCAUGCUGAAGGCGAUCCAGGACUCCAUGGCGCGCUCCGCCGAGGUCGUGCGCGAGUCGGUUUCCUCCAUCGAGACCGUGCGCAGCUUCGCCACCGAGGAGGAGGAGUCGCGGCGCUACGAGGCGGCGCUCGCCGAGACCCACCGGCUGAAGAACCGCCGCGACCUGGAGAGGGCACUCUACCUGCUCUUCCGCCGGCUGCUGCAGCUGGCCAUGCAGGUGCUGAUGCUGUACUGCGGGCACCAGCAGAUCCGCGCCGGGCUCCUGACCAAGGGCAGCCUGGUCUCCUUCAUCCUCUACCAGGGGGACGUGGGCAGCUAUGUGCAGACCCUGGUGUACAUGUACGGGGACCUGCUGAGCAACGUGGGGGCGGCGGAGAAGGUGUUUGAGUACCUGGACCGGGAGCCAGCUGUGCGCACCGACGGGACGCGGGCGCCGGAGUCGCUGCAGGGACACGUCUCCUUCCGCAACGUCUCCUUCUCCUACCCCUCCCGCCCGGACCACCAGGUCCUAAAGGCCGUGUCCUUCGAGCUGCGCCCCGGGGAAGUGACGGCGCUGGUGGGGCUGAACGGCAGUGGGAAGAGCACGUGUGUGGGGCUGCUGGAGCGGUUCUACGAGCCCCAGGCCGGGGAGAUCCUGCUGGACGGGGCUCCCCUCCGGGAGUACGAGCACCGGUACCUGCACCGCCAGGUGGCCCUGGUGGGGCAGGAGCCCGUCCUCUUCUCCGGUUCCAUCCGGGAGAACAUCGCCUACGGGCUGGGGGGCUGCGGGGAGGAGCAGGUCACCAGGGCGGCCAGAGCGGCCCACGCCUCUGGGUUCAUUGCGGAGCUGGACAGCGGCUUUGAGACAGAUGUGGGGGAGAAGGGUGGGCAGCUCUCAGCUGGGCAGAAGCAGCGGAUCGCCAUCGCCCGGGCGUUGAUCCGCCAGCCGGCCGUGCUGAUCCUGGACGAAGCCACCAGUGCGCUGGACGCGGAGAGCGAAUGCGCGAUCCGCCAGUCGGUGCUGAGCCGGGGGCCCCGGACGGUGCUGGUAAUCGCCCACCGCAUGCAGACGGUGGAGGACGCUGACCGGAUCAUGGUGCUGGAGGGCGGGGCCGUGGCCGAGGAGGGGACGCACGCCGAGCUGAUGGGGCGCAAGGGGCCCUACUACAGACUGGUGCAGAGAGACCUCGCCGAGUAACC